Messenger RNA from Ipomoea triloba (trilobed morning glory), 411 nucleotides. RefSeq lists its product as uncharacterized. Bases 1 to 411 code for a protein of 136 amino acids. NCBI's taxonomy places the organism in Eukaryota, Viridiplantae, Streptophyta, Magnoliopsida, Solanales, Convolvulaceae. The record is from RefSeq and is a predicted model, not a curated record. The transcript has a single exon.
AUGGAUAAUAUAGACACAGACCAAAACUCAAUAGAGGACAACUCCCAAACUAUCAGAAAUCAAAUGUGGAGAGAAAUACACUCAUGCGUGGGGUUAGUCAGUGGGGACAACAAGAAAAUGGAAGCACUCACACGCCUGCUCCGGGAGCACAAGCAAGCUUUAAUGUUAGACCAUGGCCCAACCGAGCGAAGCAGGAGAAAUAUAAAAAUCAUUGAGGAGCUAUGCGGAACAGUAACACAGGCAGAUGUGUACAUCCGACCCCCUGUUGUGGCAAAAACCAAGGGCAGUGGCAAAAGGAUAAAAAGCAAACGGGAGAUAGCAAUAGAAGCGGGAGCGAAACGAGCACGCCGUUGUCACAAAUGUGACAAAUAUGGAAACCAUGAUAGCCGUAACUGCACAAAUGUGACAUGA